CACAACGUGAAAUGUUUGAGAUUUCUUCAAAAAAGCUGUAUGAUAUUUUUCACUGACUUAAUUGAGGCUUUUGCUGUAAAUAGGCCGAAUCCUACAGUGGAUAGCAGCUACACACUUCUCUAAUAUAUCACGGUGCUGUACAUGUCUCUAUAAACAUAAACACACAUACAUACAUACGUCCAUGUUUACACCAUCGUUUCUAACGUACGCACAUAACACAAUUGAAGCCAGGCCAAGGAGUAAGUACCUGACUAAACCAAAAACAAAAAAAAAAACAAGCCAACGACUACAAUGGGCACAUGCAACACCCGUCCGCCGUUGGCAUGGUGCACGAAAGCCCAAACGAAAAAUAUUUUCACUAUACCAUACACUAUUACCACCAUAUUGCAGUUAUUUUCAACUCAGCCGUAAUACAGGCAGGAUAUCCAUUCACUUUUGCCAAUUGGAUUUGUGAAUGCGCAAAAGUGUCUAAAAGGCCAAUGUAGUGCAAAAGUGCAAAAAGAAACGAAAUGCUCAAAAUGCGCGCUUAAGCGCUAAAAAGAAAAACAUAUCAGCGGUUUUAAAGUGAAAAGCUUCAGAUUUUAAAUAAAUUUGAGAAUGAUAUUGCUCAAGAAAAGACGAUCGCAAAGUGAAAGUCGAAAAGUGGAACAUUCCCAAAAAGAAGCGCAACCGUUCGAUAAUUACGCCGAUGGUGACGGACAUUACCGAAACAGAGUGAGGCAUCAACGGCAAAUAACUCCAGAACUACAAAAACAAAUAAUACAAAGUUUUGCAUUUGGAGACACAACGAAUAGCUUGGAGAGGCGAAAAACAUCGGCACAAAUGAUUAGCGAAGCCAAAUCAAUGUUGGCGGAGAUCUCAACAACGAACGUGAUGCAUAGCAGUAGUGAUGGCGGAAGCGGUGGCAGUAAUCGCAUAGCGAUUGGUGGCGUGCGAGUGGUCAGCACGCGUCGACCCAUCACGCCACGUGAGCCUGGACGUGCGCUCUAUGGCAAGGUCGCAUUGGCCGGCAGGCCGCCCAGCGCAUUUUCGUUACGUUACUUGCAAAACGAAAGCCAACGACAUGCGCCUAAGACACCCGCACUACAGCCAAUACCGGUCCAGCAACAGCCACAGGAAGUCAAUGAACCGAAUGCAAAUGACUUUGAGCAGCAACAAAUAAGACGACGCGCGUCAAGACGUUCAAAUUCGUGGGACGAGCGCUGCGAUUACAAUGAAGUGAAUUCCGGUGGAGCAGGUGUUGGUAUUGGUAUGAGCGGUGGCGGUGGCGGUGGCACGGGUCAAGCGAAGCAAAUACCAAGGAAGUUGCCUGCUUUAGAGGUUAGGGGCGUAUCGCUAGAGGCUAAGCAACGCACCGAUGCCUCCGCAAAUAGGGAACAUUUCAAAGUUAAGCAGGGUAGCAGCGAAAACAGCUCCUUGGAUUUGAGUGGCUCAAAUAAGGCGAUCAAUAUUUUAAGUACACGCAAGUUUCAGCAACGCAAUUGCCAUUUAUUGGCACAAUCCCCCACUGAGAAGUUGAUCGGACUUUUGAAAGAGCAUGGUGGCCUCAAGGAAUGCUCCGAUGAGACAGCAAAUCAUAUUAAUUCGAUUCUUGUCGAACUCUACACGCGCGUACGCAAGAAUGAGAAACACUACAAGCGCGGCUUCAUACUUGGCGGUCUCUACGGGUUGGUAGAGUGCUCUUCGCCGAAAAUAUUAUUGGGCGUGGCACGUGUAGUGCUAGCCUUACGCGUCACCGGCAGCAAUUUGACUGGCGCCUGCAAACUUAUCUUCAAAGUUGCGCGCAACGAACAAAAUGACCAACUUUUCCACGAUAACGACCUUCUAGAAUUACUGAUCGACGGCUUGGGACGUGCCAGUCCGCUAGAUGACCCAGAGGCAUGCAUUUAUGGCUAUGGAUCUAUACGUUUCCUCACCAGUAGCACCGGCCAGGAUAGAGGCGUGGAUGUAAUGCCUAGUAAGGACACAAAUCGCAAUUGGGCAGAAUGUUUGGAAUUACCACGCAAGCCAGCUACUGCACCAGCACCUGGCGCUGAUUUGAAACAAGCGCUGGAACAAUUACAACAGGAUCGUUAUCAGAAGCUGAGCAAGCAAAAUUCGCUUGUAGAACGUUUGGCACGUCACGGUGCUGUGGAACUAAUGGUGUUGCAUUUACAAAUUUUGAAUGAGGCCGGCGCAACACAAAAGCUAACUGGAUCGCCACUGCAUUCGUUGUAUCAAUUGUCUGCCGCUUUGCGUGCGCUGUCCGAUGUGCGGCAGACGACAAAUUCCAUGGAAAAGGAUUUGAAUGCUUCGGUACGCACAGACUUGCCAACGACGCAGGAAGCGGGUGUUAUGCAACAACAGAGCAUACAAUUGGAGAUGGCGUGUCCACAUUUGGUGCGUGCUGCAGAGGUGGCGACUGGUGAGCUGGAAGUGCAGGCAAAUAUUGUGCGCACUCUCAGUGUGCUAUCCGAGGACAGCGAUUGUUGCCACGUGUUGGUCAACUUUACGGCACGCAUUGGCAUGCUUUUGGGUCCGUGUUGCGAGAUCUUUGAUAAUGCUUCUGAAAAAUUGCUGUCACUAUUCAGUAGACUGGGCUACAUACUCGGCAAUAUUAUGGCUAAAUACGAUAACGCUCGGGUGCAGUUCUUUCACAACGAUGUGGCAAUGCAGUAUUUGCUGCGCGUACUGGAACUCUACUCCAAAGAGCCUUUGACACUCCACAACUCGCUGGGCGAUACGGUGAUCGAUGUGCUCGUUAAAAUGAUACGAGUCGUCGCAAAUAUGAGCGUGAAUGCCGAGGUUGGCAUUGGUUUGGGAAAUACACACAAUCUGGGCAUCAUCAUGCUCAAUCUAUUGAAUGCCAUUACACACAUGAAGGCCAUACAAUUGAAGAGCGACUUGCAGGAAUUGUUGCAUGCCACACUGGGCGCACUACACAAUCUAUGCUUCUAUCAGGAACAGAAUAACACACCGGCACAAGUGCUCGCAGCCAAGGGUUCAUUGCAAUGUGUGCUCGGCGAUUUAGCCACAGCACUCUUCUACGCGCUGAAGUCUUGCCGCGACGAAGCAUCACAAGUGGAGACGGCUCGUGUAUUGGGCAAUUUGACACGCAACGACAAGGCACGUCGAUACUUCUGCCGCAACGGCGGCCUGGCGCUGAUCGUACAACAGCUGUCCGCAACAAAUGCCAGCCAGGCGUACGAUUUCAAGGCCUGUGCCAUUGGUGUGCUCGUCAACUUGCUGGGCGAUGCUGAAAAUCGUGCGCCAUUCAUGCAGCAUAAAGGCCCAGAGCUAUUGCACACGUUGCUGGGUGCUGCGUUACAGGAGGAAGAUUGGUUCUUGGCCACAAUCAUUUGUCAAGCAAUGUGGAAUCUGCUGAUUGACGCUAGCAAUGUGGCCGAUGUAUGCCAGGAGCAAAUAUUAGAUGAUAUUUGUGAUUUGUUGGUCGACUACUUGGAUGAGGAGCGUUUGUUUGAGCACAGCACACGGCCGGACGCGGUGUGGGAGGGAUUCGCGAUAGUGGCGACCGAUUUGCUGGAACGCAUUCAGGCCAGCUACGAUAAGCAAGAGCUGGAGGAGGCCGAAGAGGCAGAGAAGCAAAAACAGAAGCAGCAGCAGCAGCAAUUGAAAGCGAGAAAUGAUAAAAACAAUGGCGUAGACGAGGGGGAAGACGAUGAAGAUGACGUUGUUUACAUUGAAGAAAUGUGAAAUUUAAAUGAUUUAAAUGCGGGAAAUUUGUAUGAAUAAACAGCUUGAGCGAUAAAUCACUGUCCCACAACAAAACAAAAGAGCAAUAAAAAGGAAACUUAAAC
Rhagoletis pomonella (apple maggot) is the source of this 3797-nucleotide messenger RNA. Its product is annotated as armadillo repeat-containing protein 2. The transcript has 9 exons. Lineage: Eukaryota; Metazoa; Arthropoda; Insecta; Diptera; Tephritidae. The coding region runs from base 598 to 3693 and encodes 1031 amino acids. The record is from RefSeq and is a predicted model, not a curated record. Gene Ontology annotation, biological process: cilium organization. Gene Ontology annotation, molecular function: protein binding.